Molecule: messenger RNA, 2856 nt
Organism: Panicum hallii
Lineage: Eukaryota; Viridiplantae; Streptophyta; Magnoliopsida; Poales; Poaceae
Product: F-box/LRR-repeat protein At3g26922-like
Exons: 5
Coding region: 90-1349 (419 amino acids)
Molecular function (GO): protein binding
Source: RefSeq, a predicted model, not a curated record
CCAAGUGCCGGCACUACCGCGCUAGGCACGUGACAAGCACGCACACUACCUCCGUUCACUUUCCCCACCUGUUCGCCGGAGCGCCGCCGAUGGCGAGCGGGGCGGACCGCAUCAGCGACCUCCCGGAGGGCGUCCUCCACCACAUCCUCUCCCUCCUGCCGGCGCAGGACGCGGUGCGCACGUGCGUGCUCGCCCAGAGCUGGCGCCACCACUGGCGGUCGGCGCCCGCCGUGCGCUUCGCCGGCUGCACCGGCUGGGCCGGCGGCGUCUACACGUUCGGCCCCUUCGUCGACGGCCUGCUGCGCGCCCGCCGCGGGGGCGCGCCCCUGGACUCCUGCGACUUCGACCUCGACGUCGAUCUGGAUCUGGGCCGCUACGACGUCCCCAAGAUGGAGCGCCACGUCAACGGCUGGAUCCGCCGCGCGCUGCGGCGCCAGGUCCGGGACCUCCGCUUCCGGGUCUCCGUCACGCCCCGGCUCCCCUGCGCUCUGGAGGAUCGGCCCCUCGCCUCCGAGCACCUCACGAGGCUGGAGCUCGUAGGCGUCAAGGGCAACGCCGGCGUUCUUGAUUUCUCGUGCUGCCCCGCGCUGGAGGAUCUCAGGAUGGAGGAUUGCGAUGUUGGCUCGACAGAAAUGCACUCCCCAUCCUUGAAACGUCUGAAGAUCAGAUACUGCCUCUUCUAUUGCAACUUCCGCACUGGGAUGUCGUUCCCGAGCCUCGUCUCGUUCGAGUUCAUUACCAAUGCUGGAAGGGUUCCAAUGCUUGAAAGCAUGCCGUCCUUGGAAACUGCAACGGUUCGAUUCGAUCACUUCUAUGAUGAUCGAUGCAGCAAUGGUCGCUUGGAUGAUUGUGGAGAUGCUUCCUGUUAUGGUUGUUUAUACUAUUAUGCUCCUGAUGAUUACGACUGCGUGUUUCUUGAAGGCUUGGCAGAAGUUACAGACUUGACAUUGUCAGCUUAUCCUGAUCUGUAUGUCUUCAUCAGGGAUUUAGAGUGGUGCCCUGCAUUUAGCAAGUUAAAGACUUUGGUUCUUAGCAAAUGGUUUGUAUCUGAUGAGCUCAGUGCACUAAGUUGGUUCCUCCACAAUGCACCUCUUCUGGAGAAACUUACUCUAAAACCUUCAAAGGUACGCAGCAAUUUGAUGAAAACAGUGGAAAGUUACAAGCCAUUGGAACAAUCCAUUGCAGCUAGCCAUCUUCAGAUUGUUGAAAUCAUAUGUAAAGAUGCUGAUGAGAUAUUACUCAAAAUUUUGAAGGUCUUGAAAGCCAAUGGCAUACCACAAGAGAAAAUCAGAAUCCAAUGUUCAGCCCGUUUUAAAAAUUUUGUGAGUACUGAAGUCCAAACAGAGUGAGAAGUACUGGGCUGCUGAUGGCCCUAGUAGAUUAUCUUAAGUACCACUGAAUGAAACCGAUGCUACUGUUAAGUCUGGCACCUCCCUUAUUUACUCCCUUCGGCAUUGACAUUGGUCUGCAGCAGCCAGAUAGACUGGCAACAGGAUGUACAAUGGUGGGAUCAUGCCAACUCCCCACAGUUGUCAUAAUGCCUCCACCGCCACUGAUCAGAUAGACUUCUUUGCUGCUCUGCUUCAACUGGUCACAACUGCACCACCAUCUUCACUGGUGGCACAGUUAUUAGGAGGAAAAGGAGAGGUAAUGGCUGAAGAGUUGGGAAGUUGGUUCUGUGUCCUGAUGAUGGUAUUUACCAUGAAUCUCUACUAAGGUAGAGACAAUAGUAAUUUCCUUUUGUUUCUACUAGGAUGAGUACACAGGAGUGCCCAGUUAGUAGAAAUCUCCUACCUACUUGUUGUUCAUGCACUCAUUAGUCAGCAAGUUGGGCCAGGUAGACCUAUAUCUAAGCUGAUUUCGAUAAGAUCUUGUUUGAUGAGAUUUUUAAUAUGAAUCAAUGUCAGUUAGCACAAGAUUCGUACUGGCAUUCGAGCAACUAUGCAUGACUAUCAUGCCUACAACCCAUGACUGAACUCUUUUAAGAGGUUAAUUUUGAGGUUAUGAUCUAUAUGAACGUUCAUGUGUUCCGUAUUUAGGUUCCAUUAUUGCCUAGCCACAGAGAUCAAUACUAAGAGAGAUUGAUAUAGGAUAUGUGAUCCGGAGAGUAAAUCCAUAUCACAUUAUGUACCUACUGAAAAAUUCACCAUUGCAAGACACAACCUCUAUAUAAUGCUUCCUUUUCACUAAGGCGCGCCCAACAGUAGCAAACUAGCAAAGCAACUUUGGCUUAGAUGGAAAACGUGAGGAAAAUGGCUAGAGUAGGAAGUUGUCUCAUGGGAAUAGGAGGCAAGAGGGAAGCAGCUAACCUGCUUGUACGCAUGCAAAGUGGAUUUUCCCUGUUACCCUAACGCCUUGGACUGCUUGGCGGCGCAGGGCAACAACGGUGAAGCUCAGCAGGAGAGAAAGAAUGUGGAGUGACAGGUAAUAGGGGGCUUGGGAGGUGAAUUUCAAAUACUGGAGGCUGUUGGGGAAGCAAGGGAUGUGGAUUUGGAUCUUGAUGACAGUAGCUGCCAUUCAUCAAGGAUGGGCUUAGGGUCAUCUCGACACCUUCGAUCUGCUGUCUUCACGGUGAGGAGCUGCGCUACUACAGGCCAUUUCCAGGUAUAGGAGAUGAUGCGGGUGAGCAAGUAAAUGGAGUGGUCGACUUUGUCAAGGCUGACGAAUGUGUAGAUGGCGGAGCCAUAGUCGUGCUGCUCCAUGGCGCUUGGUGUAAAGAUAACAGUAGUUUCAUCUUGUUUCUAGGAUUAGGACACAUGAUUGUAUCUACUGCGCAGAGAGCUGCUAACAGCUUGCUGCUUAUGCACUCAUUAGUCCUAUCUAAGGUUAUGCCUAUAAGAUCUUGUUUGAUGAGCA